UUAAGGUGCUGAGCGUGUGCAUGUCUCUCUGUGUGAGCCACGGCUUUUAUCCCCUCUGUCCCGUCCCAGUCAUAGGUCAUCACGUGGAGCUGCCUGAAACUGCCCAAUGCUGUUUGCACCAGCCUGACUUCAGAAGAGCCAGGUCUGUGGAUGUGCUUCACUCUCUGCUUUGGCUGGGGUAAAGCAACAGGGCUCAGAGCUGUGGCUGCUGUGGCUCUCACCCAAGAGAGAACUUGCUGAAGGAUUCCUCACCCUCCACAGAGCGGUAAUAAUGACACAGCUGCAGUUUAAAGAUGCGUUUUGGUGCAAGGAGUUCACCCUCCAUACUGGCUAUGAGGUGCUUGUACAGCGGCUGUUGGAUGGGAGGAAGAUGUGCAAAGAUGUGGAGGAUUUGCUCAAGCAGAGAGCACAAGCAGAAGAGAGAUAUGGGAAAGAGCUGAUUCAAAUCGCCCGAAAAGCAGGAGGACAAACGGAAAUCAACACACUGAAGGCAGCAUUUGAGAGGCUCAAGCAACAAACUGAAAGUGUUGGAAACUCUCAUCUCCAGCUAGCAGUAAUGCUGAAGGAUGAACUGAAAGGAAUAGAGGAGUUCCGAGAAAGACAGAAGGAGCAAAGGAAAAAGUAUGAGUCUGCAAUGGAGCGCAUGCAAAAGAGCAAAUUGUCCCAUUAUAAGAAAACAAUGGAGUCAAAGAAGACCUAUGAACAGAAGUGCAAGGAGGCAGAUGAGGCUGAGCAGUCCUUUGAACGGACAAGUGCUUCAGGCAACCAGAAGCAAACAGAAAAGAGUCAGAACAAAGCCAAGCAAUGCAGAGACGCAGCAAACGAAGCAGAGAAUGUGUACAAACAGAACAUUGAGCAGCUGGAUAAGGUCAGGACAGAGUGGGAACAGGAACAUAUCAAAACCUGCCAGGUCUUCCAGCUCCAGGAGUGUGAUCGCAUCACCAUCCUCCGCAACUCGCUGUGGGUUCACUGCAACCAGCUCUCCAUGCAGUGUGUGAAGGAUGAUGAGCUGUAUGAAGAGGUUCGGUUAAGCUUGGAGAACUGUGUUGUAGAGUCAGACAUAGACUACUUCAUUAAAGCUAAAAUGACAGGAACACAACCUCCAGAUGCAAUAGGAUAUGAGAGCUACUACAGCAAAGAACCAAACAGAAACAACAGCAGUCCAACCCAGUCUUGUGGGAUGAUGAAGAGAUUCUCUGGACUACUGCAUGGAAGCAGCAAACACAACACGGAAAGUGCCACUCCUUCAGCCCCUCCCCUUGCAGAGAAACCAGAUGGGGUCUACGCAUCCAUUUUUGAAAAUCAGCAAGCUAGAAUCACGGCAUCACAGGACUACAGAGUACUUUAUGACUACACAGCCCAGAACAUGGAUGAGCUGGACAUCAGUGAAGGAGACAUCAUAGUUGUCAUUGAAGAAAAUGAGGAUGGCUGGUGGACAGCAGAACGGAAUGGGCAGCGAGGCUUUGUGCCAGGCUCUUAUCUGGAAAAGCUUUGAAGAAAAGAAGCCUCAGACUUCAAAAAUACUCUAGUACAAUGUCACCCCACCUGACCAAGGGCAACCCAUAAUACUGUCUUCUACAAUUACCAGUCAGGAAAUAAUAACCAACUGACCAUGCUUUCCUCUUCCUUCCUCCUGCCCCAUCCCAGCACCUCCUGGCCUACACUGUCUGCAAAACCCAAUUAGGAGUUUUGGUCCUUCCCAUAGCUCUUCCUCCCCUCAGCACACUGUGCUGCCAUCAGUGUUGCAAAGCUUCAUGAAUUCGGGAAGAAAAUCCUACCCAGAACUGACCUGCACUAAAGGAAAAAGACCCAGGAAGCAAAUGCUACAACUCCUGGAUGGAGGACCACCUCCAGCCAGCCUGUGAGCCAUCCUCAUGGUCACAGCAGCCACGUUCUCUGCCGUGGAUCCCUUCCUCUCACUGCACAGCCUAUGCACAUUAGUACUAGAAACACAAGGGACUCCCUUAUUAUGGCCAUCUCCUAAUACAAUGAAAUACAUGCUACCCAUGCCUCUGCUUUGUACUGGAUUCUGGGGCAGCAAAAUGAAGGCAGAUUGAAUCCAAGGCUUGCUUUUGCCUUGGUUGGUUUCCCUGACACUUCCCUGGGAUUUUUCAUGUUUAAAGAGCAAGAAAAGCAACAAACAAGCAAAGCCUCCAGCAGUGCUGCAUUGCCCUGAUCCUUCUCCUCUGAGCACCAGAGAGAAGUGCCAAUCACCUCCUCAUGCAAUCUGCAUACCCAUGUCAUCAAUGCAUUCUCCUUUCAACACCUCUGUCCACCUGGCUGAUGCUUCCACAUCUAUCUCCAGCCUCUGGGACUGCUGGUGCAGAAAUGGCCUGGUUCCUUUCCAGGCACUUUUAAUGUGCUAGUUCUUCAACAAACCCUCUUCAGAGGAGUCACACUGCACAGGUUAACUGUCUUGCACAGAUUUCAGCUCUAUCAGUCUUUCUAGUUUAUUAUUUAAGAAUGUUUCCAGCGGCCACUGUACUUCCCAAGGGAUCAUAGAAUAUCGAUAGGCAGUUUCUGCCACUUCUCCCUCUUCAGUAUUCCGAGAUGGUUAGAAUGAAAAAAUAAAAUAAAAGAUGUAAUCUGAAGCAGAGCACACUGUUUCUGGGGCAGAAUGACCUUGUUUGCCAAGGUUUCAGCUCUCAAAACUGAAACAAGGCAAUGAAGAUUAAUCAAAUUGCUACCCAAAAGGCACGGAGCAGAGAGGAACUGUUAGCUAAGACACAGCAGGAAAAACAAAGAGAACGCUACACAAAAUAAAAAGCCAUAAUGGUCAGUGCAAUUAUUCCUUAAAUGAGACAGAAUGAAGGUCAGAGGCACUUGCAGUGUUUAAAUUGUUUUAAUUUCUUGUUUCAAGAAUGGAAUAAAAGCUGCUGCAAGCCCAUUUUCUUUAGUUCCUUGCAGUCCUUUGCACAGGCACACUUGUCCUUCCCAUACUUCCCGAAGUCAUCAUGCAUCAGUGCUGAAGGGCUCUUAGUACCUCACAUUUGCAGAGGCUCAGAGGAACUGCAGGAAUUUGAAUGGCAUUUAAGGCACUAGGAUAUAUGAACAGUAGUGCGCCUUUCUGGCUGAAGGUGUUAAUGACAGGUUUCUGUGACCACAUCUGAACUGAACAGUGAUGAAAAGACGGACCACAAUAACCGGCAGCUAGGCCACCACAGUGUAAAUGCUGCUAUCAGAGAGAACUAUCACAUCACUCCUUAUGUACAGCAUGAGAGAAAACCUAAAGCAUAGGAUUUAAUAUAUUGGCUUCUUCAACACUCAGCCUUCCAGAGAAUUGUAAUAAACCAAUGAAUACUGAAAUAAAUUUAGGUGGAUAUUUUGCAGAUUA
Messenger RNA from Melopsittacus undulatus (budgerigar), 3334 nucleotides. RefSeq names its product proline-serine-threonine phosphatase interacting protein 1 (gene PSTPIP1). The transcript is spliced from 15 exons. Lineage: Eukaryota; Metazoa; Chordata; Aves; Psittaciformes; Psittaculidae. The record is from RefSeq and is a predicted model, not a curated record. The coding region runs from base 272 to 1495 and encodes 407 amino acids. Gene Ontology annotation, cellular component: plasma membrane; cytoplasm; actin filament. Gene Ontology annotation, molecular function: actin filament binding. Gene Ontology annotation, biological process: actin filament polymerization.